Messenger RNA from Paramecium primaurelia, 1284 nucleotides. NCBI's taxonomy places the organism in Eukaryota, Ciliophora, Oligohymenophorea, Peniculida, Parameciidae. The record is from the annotation of a GenBank genome assembly.
AUGAUAAAAAAUUUAAUUGAAAAUGCCAAAUUAACAGCAUAAAAAGUGAUGACAAAAGAAUAGUAACAUAAACAAUAAUAAAUUGAAUCCUUUCCUACUUUUGACUAAUUAGCUUUUAAAAAUUAUAAUAUUCCAAAAGAAAAUUUAUGGUAAUACUCUAUUGAAGAUUUUUCUAAUAUUCUUCAUUAAAUGGAAGAUUAUAUAAUUAGACUUUAAAGAGGAUAUGAUGAUGUUUGUUAAUAAUUUUUACCUAUGUUUAAUAAAUUUGAAAUGCUUGAAAAAGAAAGGAAAAGAAUGGCUUAAGAAUUAUCAGAAAAAGAGAAUCAUUGUAAAGAAUUAGAACAAGCCAUGAUAGAAAUGUAGGCUGAUGCUGAUAAUGAAUUAAGAAAGAAAGAAAUUAUUGAAUGCGAAUUAGAAUAAUCUAAAAAAGAAUUAUAAACUAUUUAAGGAUAAAUAAACUGGAAUAAUAAUUAAAUAGAUGAUAAAGAGUUAUAAGAAAUUAAUGCUGCAUUUAUUGAUCUAGAUAAAAGUAAUGAUGAAUAAUAUAAAUAAAGAAUAGAAGCAUUAUAAAAAGAAAUAUAAGAAUAUAUAUAAUUAAAUAAGGAUUAACUUCAUAAAAUAAACUUAUAAGUCUAAGAAAUUGAUAAAUAGAGUUAAGAAAUUAGAUAAAUUAAUAGGAAUUAUAAUAUGGUAUUAUAAUAAUUAGCAGAUUAAUAAUCAAAGAGUAGAUAGGAAAUUGAAUCAAAAUAAUAAUAAAUCAAUUUACUUAUAAAAGAAAACAAUAAAUUAAUCAACUAAUUAUAAUAAUUAGAUUAACAAAGAACUAUUGAAUUAUAAAUAUAAUUAGAAAAUACUAAAUAAAAAGAAGAAAUCUAAGAUUUAAGGAAAAUUAUUAUAAAAAAAGGAGAAGAAAUAAAAGCACUUAAUGAUUAAAUUUUAAUUGAAAAAUAGUAAUAAUAAUAAUUAAACGAUUUAAUUAAAGUAUUAAAAGGGAAACGAGAUGUAGCUAUAAGUGAAAUCACUUAAAUGUAAUCUAAAUAAUAAAUUGAUAAUUCAUAAUCUAUUACUUAACAGAAACUAAAAUAAAUUAGAUUUUAAAUUCAGAAUAAACUUAUAUAAAUGAGAAAAGAAUUCGAAAACAUGUAUAAAUAAUAUUUAACAUUAAUUUGUAAACUUGAAGAUAAUAAACUUUCAAAUGACUUAAUGAAAUUAGAAUCAACUAUUAAUAAAAUAGUAAUAGAUAUGUAAGAUUUAGUUGAUGAAGUUGAAGAUUUAAUGAGUUGA